Molecule: messenger RNA, 2491 nt
Organism: Filobasidium floriforme
Lineage: Eukaryota; Fungi; Basidiomycota; Tremellomycetes; Filobasidiales; Filobasidiaceae
Product: putative GTP-binding protein 1
Exons: 13
Coding region: 208-2334 (708 amino acids)
Biological process (GO): translational elongation
Molecular function (GO): GTP binding; translation elongation factor activity; GTPase activity
Source: RefSeq, a predicted model, not a curated record
CGAAACACCUUUGAUUCUUUGACCUUUAAUGCCCUUUCAGCCUUUCAAAGUCGUUAGAGAACCUUGAUCUCGAAAAAAGUCGGCGAACCAGACAAUCGGACAGGGUUCCGAAGAGACACGCAAGCACUUCCAUAACAACCUCCUCGGGCCGUUGCCACGAACGAGCAUUUCCUCUCUUCCAAUCUCGCUCUUCGACCUGAAUCAAGCAUGGCCACGACAUUGAAAGCGUUUCAACAAGAAAUUUCCUCGAUUUCUGAUCAGAAAAAGGCGGAACACCUUCGAGACCUCAGACAGGCUCAACAGCAAGCCGUUCACGGUCAUGGGCAUGGCAAGUCUACCUCGUCGACAGGGACGAACAAGAUAAGCGGAGCUGCUGUCAAGCCGAAGACAGUCAAGGACAAGGAAAAGGAAAAGGUGGGAAAGGCGGAAGAGGUGAAGGCUAUACCUGGCGAUGUCAAGGAGAAGAAGGAUGGGGAAGAGGAAGACGCGGUCAUGGACGUUCCGGAUGUCUCGAUCGAGGACCUCUUGCACGAUACCUCCUCUCCGACUUCCACUGAUCCCGACCCGCUCCAAGCAAAGCUAGGCAGUCUCCUCGUGAUGCAACACGGCGAGCUCAUUCUUUCGCUCGGUCACCGACCGUCAGCAAACGCUCUGUUCGGCCCUGAAUCAGGAGCUGCGGGCAACGGACCUCCUCAUCCGUCCACCGAACCUGGGUCAGGGUCACCUACAAAGUCGAAAUCCUCGGCGGCCUUGAACGUAGACUCGGCGGGAUGGAUAGGCAGGCCGGUAGACAAAGAUUCGUUGGAAAGGAUGCUCAGCCGACUCCGAAGCAUAGCCGAAAAGUUUCAGGCGGUACUCACCCAGCUCUACAUACACCACGAGGACGACCCGCCCGUCCCUACCAUCAGCACCCCCUCCAAUUCCCCUACGACGACCAGUACCAACAUGUCCCGCCAGGCGAAGGGUCCUUAUGGAUCGUGGAUGAUCCGUAUCAAGCCUGCUCGGGCGGAAGAGAUCAUCGAGGUCAGGUGUGCGGUGGUGGGGAAUGUAGAUUCGGGCAAGAGUACUUUGACGGGUGUCCUGACCCGGGGUGGAUUGGACGAUGGGCGAGGAAAGACCCGAGUGGCGUUGUUCAGGCACAAGCACGAAUUGGAGACCGGUCGAACCAGCUCGGUCGGACUUGAAAUCCUCGGUUUCUCGCCUCAAUGCGAUCCUGUUGUCCCGACUGGACACGCAGCUGCCAACCUCGAUGCCUCGACGACCGGAUCGACGGUCGCGAAAAGGGAGAAGAUCGCCUGGGACGAAGUGUGUAGCAAGGCUGCCAAGGUGGUCAGCUUUAUCGAUCUGGCUGGACAUGAGCGGUACCUCAAGACGACGUUGUUCGGGUUGACAGGAUGUUCGCCCGAUUACGUCUGUCUCAUCAUAGGUGGGAAUGCGGGUCUGAUCGGGAUGAGCAAAGAACAUUUGGGGGUAUCAUUGGCGCUCCAAGUCCCGAUUAUCAUCUGUGUGACAAAGAUCGAUAUGACCCCAGCGCAUGUUUUGGAGCAGACGGUGAAGCAGCUCGUCAAGGUUUUGAAGAGUCCCGGUUGCAGAAAGAUACCAGUAUUUGUCGAGUCGAUGGAACAGGCGGUGAAUUGUGCAUCGUAUUUGCACUCUGAGCGGAUAACACCGAUCUUUAUGAUGUCCAACGUCACUGGAGCGGGUCUUCCCCAGCUCAAGACGCUUCUCAAUUGCCUGCCUACGAGUCAGGGAGGGUCCAAGUACCUCACAGACGCGCCACUCGAGUUCAGCAUCUCGGAUGUGUUUAGCGUGCCGUUCGCUGGAAGCGUGGCCUCCGGUAUUGUCGUUUCUGGAAAGGUCAAAGUCGGCGACAAUGUCCUUCUCGGGCCGGAUAGCCUGGGACAAUUCAUACCGACCAGCAUCAAGUCAAUACAGAAGAAACGAGUCGACGUCGAGACGGCGGAGGCGGGGCAGAGUGUUUCCUUUGCAUUAAAGAAGGUCAGGCGUUCCCAGCUUCGAAAGGGCAUGGUGAUACUGGCCAAGCAAGAGCCGCCGCCCAAAGCCAUCCGCCGGUUCGAAGCUCAGAUGCUCGUCCUCUACCACAACACGACAAUACAGCCUCGUUACCAGGCCAUGUGCCAUAUCAACUCGGUUCGACAGACCGUGAGGAUCGUCUCGAUAGACCAUCCGACCGGAGUCCUUCGAACGGGUGAUCGGGCCAAGGUGAUCUUCGAAUUCAUCCAGGCUCCCGAAUAUAUCAGUGCGGGGGCCAAGGUUUUGGUCAGGGAGGCUAGGUGUCGAUUGCUGGGUGUGGUGACUGAUGUGACUAGGUGAAUAGCGAGGCGGACGUCAGAUGUAAUUACAGCAGUGUCAAGCAAGUUUGUAUCAUAAGCCAAAAGCGCUCUAUAAAACUCGUUGUAACUUCACCGACAAAGCUUAGAUGAAUGGACCUAUAGCAUGCCAUAAGAUGUCGCUCAUAUGCUCGACAAAC